AUGGCCGACGACUCUAAUGAUGAUCACAAAUCUGAGCGCGAAGGCGAUGGCCUUUUGGCUUCAGUAUCGCCGUCGCCAACCAAUCUUGAUGUCAGUAAUUUUCAAUGUUCGCAUCCAGAUUGUGGCAAAUCAUAUGCUUCCAAGCAUGGACUUGACAAUCAUAGUAGAGUCCAUUUUACUGAUAACGAAAAGCCAUUUGCCUGUCCUCAUCCAGGAUGCCUAUCAAGAUAUACAAACAAGAGAGGAGUUACCCGUCACUUCAAUCUCAAACACAAAGACAAAAGUGACUGGUUCAAUUGUCCUACCGCAGAGUGUGAUUCUUCUUUUUUUGACGAAAGACAGCUCAAGUUGCAUCAAAGAGAACAUGGGGUCUUUCGCUGUACUGCAAGACACUGUGCUUAUGAGUAUACCACUGAGCAAGAGUUAUAUGAACAUAGAGAGCGUAACCAUACAACAUCUGACCUAUAUGAAGAUCGUGCUGGUAAACGACCACCAGGAGUAUCCGAAAAAGAAGACUUAUCUGCACAAGUUUCCAGCGGUGAAGAGACCGGAGAUGAGAUCGUUGUUGAUGAAAAGUCAUCACCAGCGAAAUUCUGCGGAGAUGAAGAUAACUUUGAGAAUAGUUCCCCUUUCACAGCGCCUAUACACGGGAAGAGUAGUAGAAGAGGCAUUACAAAUAGAGUCUCGUUGAAACCGGAGGAGUAUCCUGCAAGACCUAACCGCAAAGGCUGGAAAUGUCCCAAACCUGGUUGCACAGUCUGUCGCAAAGUACAAUUUGAUCUUAUUACUCAUUGGCAGGAGGCACACAGUGGCAUACCAGAGCCAGCUCAUUUUGAAUUUGUCCAUGGUCCGAAGUCAUCCGAGAAUACUGCCACACCUAAAUUUGAGGCCAAAGACCAUCGGCUCGGAGGACAGUCCACUUCUGCUCGUCAGCCAGCUCCUCAACCCGACCAAGAAGGAGCAAGUCAAAGCAAUGCCAACGAUGGUACCCAAGGACCAAACUCUCAGCAACGUGGAGGGAAGGAUGCCAAUACUUCAGGAAAUAAGAAUACAAAUAUGAAUGGCUUAAAUGAACCAAAUGCUUCCGCAUCAACCCCUUCUAUCGCUUCUUCUCGUUCUCCUGCUACAACAAAUACUCAGGGUCGCACUCCAAGAUCUAACAAUGGUCCUCCCAUUAUUCCCCCUCCACGUCAUGCACCUAAUACCGCACGUCCAACCACCAACGUCUUGGCUAACUCUCCUGGUAAUCCCUCUAGACCAGAUGAAAGCCCUUCGAUCCGCAAUCCACGUAAGAAGGCAACAAUUGGUCAUCCAACUCAGAGGAUUCAUGCUCGUGCAACGGAAACCCGCCGUAUGAGUCCUCCUCCUGCUAGGAGUAAUCAAGCUACGAAGUCUGGUGUCCCAUUGAUCAAUACUAAAUUGCCUCCCCCAAGAAGAUCUCAAGUCUCUUCCCCCGAUUUUUCCCGUCGCUCCUCUUCUGUGAGCUCUGACGAAGAAGAGGAGGAGGAGGGUCUCUUCGUCUCACCACCCGAAGCCACCAAGAAUCAAACCAAAGGCCCUCGCCGCGUAUUGGGUGUCCGAGGCUUUGCCAAUAUGCCGUUGCCUAGAGAUCAAGAUUCUGAUGAGGAAGAUCUUAGACCAAGCCAUGUCUUGAGACAAGAACGUCGUGCUGCUGCUGGCAAGCCAGCGAAGCCUGACCGUUCCCGAGAAUUUCUUGGUUCGGGUAGGAAAAUCUUCGGUCAACCUAGGAAGAUGGGAGAAUCUACCAGGCCUUUUGCAGCCCGAUCAACUGAUUCAGAUGAUGAUUCGAAUUUCGAGGGCAGCGAAUUGAGUUCAUCAGGUAGCUCUUUUGGAGAAACAGAAACUGCCCGCGCCGAUCGUCGUUCAACGAACCAUGUCAGCGCACGUGCUUCCAACUCCGUUCCUCGUCGCCCCUCUAUCAACGACAGAGAUCCUCCCAGAACCCCUUCUCCUGAUCUCCCUAGAUAUCAAGCUUAUGAAGUUUAUGGCCCCGACCUCGACUCUCCACCCCCAUCCUACCUCGUCAAAUCUCCUGGUGUUAUCGACCGCACUCUUACAUACCCCAGUCGUCCAGACGACAAGACACUCCCUGAUGUUGCUGCAGUUCAACCCGACGACCUCUUCGAUGCCGAUGACAUCUUCUUCAGCUUCAAAGACAUGAAUCCACACGAAAGAGGGGUACAAGACCGUCUGGAUGCAGAGAAAGAAGCUCUGAGAGCAAAUGCAUACGGCUCCGGAUUUCGCGCUCCAUUGCAUUUUGAUCAUUGUCCCUACACAGCUCCGAUCUGUCGUGCUGAGCAGCCAGCUUGGAUCGCGGAGAGAUUGCGUCUUGAUAUUGCGGAAGCUCGGGGUGAUGAAUCUGAAGAUUCUGAGACACAGCUAGGGAUAGAUCGUGAUGAUGAUCGUCGCUCUGGUGUUGACGUAGAAUUGACUGGUACCGGUACUUCUGCUUUAUCAUCAAAGAAGAAGAAAGCCACCUGCUCCGGUCCGAUUCGCGAAAAGAGAAAGUAUAAUUGGCGUGAUCCAGUUAGGAAGAAUAAGCGUCGCAGGGGUAGUUUUCCUGGCAGUGCAUCUCGUCGUUCCAGUAAUCGCCGUUCCAGUGGAAACUCUCAAAUUGAUGGUGCCGACGAACAGGAAGAGUCUGGUGAAUUGGUUCAUCCGGGUGCUUUAGCUGCUGAAGAUGGCGUUGUAGUUCCUGGUCCUGUUGAUCGUGCUUCCGCUGCCCCUUCUGUUGGCUCGGAUAACUUGAUUGCUUCGGGUGCUCCCGCUGCUGCAGUUGGUAAUGCUGAGAACAAGAUUGUCCUUAGUGAUGGAUAA
Botrytis porri is the source of this 2838-nucleotide messenger RNA. RefSeq lists its product as uncharacterized. Gene Ontology annotation, cellular component: nucleus. The coding region runs from base 1 to 2838 and encodes 945 amino acids. Lineage: Eukaryota; Fungi; Ascomycota; Leotiomycetes; Helotiales; Sclerotiniaceae. The record is from RefSeq and is a predicted model, not a curated record. The transcript is spliced from 7 exons. Gene Ontology annotation, biological process: regulation of transcription by RNA polymerase II.